Messenger RNA from Armigeres subalbatus, 938 nucleotides. Its product is annotated as cuticle protein 8-like. The record is from RefSeq and is a predicted model, not a curated record. Lineage: Eukaryota; Metazoa; Arthropoda; Insecta; Diptera; Culicidae. The transcript has 2 exons. Bases 94 to 810 code for a protein of 238 amino acids. Gene Ontology annotation, cellular component: extracellular matrix.
GUACUUUCAGAAGCACUAUAAAAGCCGUUGUCCAGGAUUCUGGAAAUCAUUCUCAAUCCUCGAGAGCAACACUAACAAUAUCUGCACAAUAAAAUGGCAUUCAAAUUUGUUGUUUUGGCGACUCUUCUCGCUGCAGCCAACGCAGGAGUUAUCUCCCCACAUGGCUAUGCGUCGUCUCAUCAAUCGAUCCAACUGCAGCAUGCUGCUCCAGUACACCACGUAGCCGCUGUCCAUGCUGCACCAAUUCAUCAUGUGGCCUCUAUCCAUGCCGCUCCAGUCCAUCACGCCCUCGUAAAAGAAGUCGAGCACCACGCUCCGGCCAAUUACGAGUUCGCUUAUUCCGUCCACGAUGAGCAUACCGGAGAUAUCAAAAGCCAGCAUGAGACCCGCCAUGGGGAUGAAGUCCAUGGACAGUACAGUCUGCUCGACUCCGAUGGCCACCACCGCAUCGUAGACUAUCAUGCCGACCACCAUUCAGGAUUCAAUGCCGUUGUUCGCCGUGAACCAGCCAACGUCAAAAUCGCCCAACCAGUGCACAAAGUCAUUGCCGCGCCCGUGCACGUUGCCAGCCACGCCAUUGCUCCAGUUCACCAUCAAAUUGCUCCAGUCCACCAUGCUGCCAUUUCGCACCAUCACGCCGCUCCAGUCAUCGCUCAGGUUUCGCACCACCAAGCGGCUCCCGUCGUUCUCUCCCACAGUGCCCAUCAUGUUGCUCCAGUCCACCAUGCUUCGAUCUCUCAUAUUGCCCCAGUUGCUCACUACAGCCAUCAUGAUGGGCAUCACGCCGGUGGCUACUACAGCCAUUACUAAAAAACUAAAAACAAUGCAAACCUCAAUCUCAUUGAUCCUGUCGAAGUUAUUUUAGAAAAAUGUGCAUAUGGUAAUAGUACAUGUGCAGUAAGCUUUUUGUAAAUACAUAAUAUUGAAUUCAAUAUAAA